AGUGGAUAGAUCCACAUUGUUGUUUGUUUGCUUGUCCAGAAAUAAUAACAUAACAUAACCCAUCACCGGCUGUAGUGAUUUAUUACAUUGUUUGAAUGCAUUGAAUAAAACACUUUAUGAUAUUAUUCGUGACUGCUUCGUGAGUGAUACACUUGAAUCGAGAAUGUAAAUCAUUUUUUGAUUCAGUUCAUGGUUGACAGUUUUUUAUAUGAGAAUAUCUGUCAUCAAAUGUCAAGUAUUUCUUUCAAAUGAUACUAUGACCACUACCAGACCAAUAGAUAUGUCAUUAUCAUUAGUAUUAAAACAGGAAUGUAAUGAUAAUAGUCUCGAGGAUGACGACGACGAUAUUAGCAGUGUCUCUACCAUGCCAUUGCCAGCAAUUCCUGAUAGGAAUUUAAUUGCGGCUGAUGAUCCCAACGAUGAGUUCCUACGUCUUACUACCAUGGUGCGUGGUGUUUACUUCUCUUAUCUGCAGAAGUCUCUAUUGAGUAAUUAUGUUGUCUGCUGUACUCCCAAUAAGAAGGAUGUCACUCAGAUCGAUUUGAAAACAUGUGCUGGACAGAUGGAACUAAAUGCAGUACGUGCAUCCUUGGAGGCUUCCUUAUAUAGGCAAGCAAUGCUUAAAAUGAUUUCAGAUAUAAAGGCGCAUACCUCCAGAAAGAAAGUGCACAAGAAGCUGGAAGCGUUUCUAAGUACACCUCCAAGUAAGGUCAGCAUAGCAGUACAAACAGAGGAGCUUACAUUGGAAAGAUUUCAAACUCCAGAUACAAUAGAGAAUAAACAUCUUCAGGAUUGUUCAGAGCUUUUAAACUCUGAUGAUUAUACUCUUGCAAAAAUAUUACAAGCCAAUCUGGAGCAGGAUAGUCUAGACCAGAGGGUAUCAGAUCUCCUAAAUGAAAAAGAGCAUCCUGGAGGAAGAAGUCCUAUGAAAAAGCCUUCAUUGAAUGCCUAUUUAAAGUCUGAGGACUGUUCAAAUGAGCUUGAGAAAGAUCAAAAGUUGGCGACCGUCAAGUCCGAAAUGGAUAACCUAGAUGAUGAAGCCGGGACUUCUCAAACAAAGAACGAUAUUCAUGAAAUCUUUGGCAUUGGUAACACGACUAAAACAGUAUUGCAAGAAAAUGACGAUUCCCAGGAUUCUUUACUCCAACACAUGGAAGACAUGUUCUGUGAGAGUGAUGAUAGCAGUGACUUGAUGACCCUUAUUGAAAAACAUUCUGGAGUCACAAAAGCAAAUAUAGACCUAGAGAUAGGUAAAAUGUGUCCAGAAUCAACAAAAGAAUCUAAACCAAACGCCAAAAAUUCGUACAAGGACAAUACCGGAGCACCAUCCGAAUUGCAUGCAAACAAGCGUAAGCUCAGCUUCAACAAUUACAAAAGAAUGAAAAAGCAAGCGACAGAGGGGACGCCGCUGUCGCAAGAAGAGACCCUUGAGGAUAGGAAAAGGCGUAAGAUCAGUAAAAUAUGGUUCGUGGAAAGGGUCCACCAGGUUUCAAAAUUAAAAACAAGGAUGACAGAGAUCUCUAUAACAAAUUACCGUAAGCACGGUAGAAUAAAGGCUAAGUUUCUGGAGCUCUUUGGGGAAUCCGAUGACGAGGAUAUGAUGCCAGACUCGCCUAUCUGCAUUGAGGAACAUUUGACUGCCUGCAAGGAGAGAAUCGCACCCUGGGUAGUUAAGCAUCUCAUGCCGUUUUACAAGAAAAAGAGAAUCAGCGACCGGACACUCUUUAAAGAAGUGGCCAAAUUCAUUGCUGAUAUGCUCAUCAUCGAGAACACUUUUCCCGGUCAGCCCUUUCACCAAAUCAUCUGUUGUUGUGCCUUGUUAUUCAAUCCUAACGUGACAUCUGGCAGCAUGCUAUUGCUAUUGUACACAAUUAGAAUUACUCUUAUAUACACCACUUUCUAUAGCUCAGCAAAACGUACAAUAGAAUUCUUCAGUUGUAUGACAAGCAGCACGUUGUUUCUGUUCUAGUUAAUUUUUAUUUCUUCUCAUAGCAUGGUAGAACUACUGUGCCUUGUUGUUCUUUAUCACUUAACAACACUAUCAUUCUUCAAUUUGUUCUAAAACUUCGCUGCGCAUUUUGUUUUUAUAUUUCAGAGGAGAACGAUGUUAGUAAGCACGUGCAGGACUACUUCAGGAACAAGAAGAGCAUAAAGGCUAAGCCUGAUAUUUAUAUUUAAAAUGUCAGUGGUACACAAAUCAUCAUAAAAUGUUUGUUCUUAUUUUAUGACGACUUGCUGUAACUAUGUGCAAUAGCAAUAAUAGUUUUCCUUAAUGUGUACAUAGCAGAGUCCAAGAACGGCAUAGACACUAACUUGUAUAUAUUUCUCGUCCACUAUUGGAGAAUUUAUCACACUGCAUAAUAAUAAUUUUUAUUAAUAACAAAGAGUUCGGAAAUCGUAGAUAAGUAAAGCUACACUUUAGUUUUUACAUUAUUGCGUUAACGGUAGCUCUUCUGAACGCAAAUGAGUUUACUCUCUAUAUUUCUUAUUACUCUUUAAUUUUUGAAGUUGUACAAAUGAUGCAGCGUAAACAGCUGAAGAUAAAUAAAAAUGUAGAAUAUCCCUUGUAUAAGGUAACAAUAUUAAUAAUAAUAAGAGAGUAUUCAAAGACUGACGUCAUAACUCGGCUGAAAAUAUUUCUUUUCCCUUUCCGUUAACUUAAUAUUAUUUACAGUAGCUUUUAAUCAAUUUUAUACUGUUAUGUAGCGAACAAGUUUGUAUUCUUUUUUUAAUAUUUGAACAUUUGACUAUAUCUCUAUUGCCUACGAAUUGUUUCAAGUACUUCAUUUAUCUAAUUAACAUUUAUUCUGUCAGUUUAUAGAAUAUGAAUUAUACACAAUGUCGAUCAAUGAAUUUGCGAUAAAUAAGUUGACAGCAUGAACAACCAAUGUCUCAUAGUCGAUCAAUCAAAUCAACAUUAUUGUGGGUUGAAUAUUUAAUGACAAAGCAAUAAAGAAAUUUGUAAAA
Molecule: messenger RNA, 2967 nt
Organism: Cephus cinctus (wheat stem sawfly)
Lineage: Eukaryota; Metazoa; Arthropoda; Insecta; Hymenoptera; Cephidae
Exons: 3
Coding region: 209-1969 (586 amino acids)
Source: RefSeq, a predicted model, not a curated record